AUGACGGAGAACGACCAGCUCCAGCUUGUGCAUCACACCGCAGCACUCAUCAUUUGCGUACAAGUUUGGAUCCUGAUGGUGCACAAGAGAGCAGUUAGGCAUGUUGCUUAUCCUCGUGUGACUUACGUACCUAUGUUACAACGAGAUCAGGAGAGGAUUGCCAACCUAAACAACAUCUACAACUGCAAAAACGUAGAGACCAUCCAGAUGCUACGGAUGAGAAGAGCCCCUUUCUAUGCACUUGUGAAAACGGUCAGGGAAAGAGGACUGCUGACUGAUAGCAUCCACACCUCUGUCGAAGAACAAGUCGCAAUGUUUCUUCAUGUCGUCGGUCAUAACAAGAGGUUCAGAGUAAUCCAUAACACAUUCAGGCGAUCCACGGAGACUAUUUCUCGGUACUUUCAGCAGGAUUGCAUUGGAGCUAUUGAUGGUACUCAUAUCACUGCAAAGGUACCGAGAUCAAUGUCUGCAACAUUCCGCGGGAGGAAGCACUACACCAGCCAGAACGUGCUAGCAGUUGUGGAUUUCGAUAUGAGGUUCACCUACGUGCUUGCUGGGUGGGAGGGUUCAGCUCAUGAUGCGAGCAUCCUGGCCGACAGCUUGUCAAGGCCUGAUGGGUUACAAAUCCCUGACGGUAAGUUCUACCUUGGAGAUGUUGGAUAUGCAUGCCGACCUGGAAUUCUACCCCCCUUCAGGAAAACAAGGUACCACCUCAACGAGUUCUCUGCAAAGCACCGACUUGUGAAUGCGAGAGAGUUGUUCAAUCUCAGACACUCAAGCCUUAGAGUCACCAUUGAGAGGGCCUUUGCUGCAUUGAAGAACAGGUUCAAGGGUCUUGACCAGAAACCGUUCCACACGUUUGACACUCAGGUAAAGCUGGUCCUUGCUUGCUGCAUUCUUGACAACUGGAUCCUAGGUUGGGGCGAGGAUGAGUUCUUCGAAGAGGUUGUCACUUUUGAUGAAGUAGAGACCGGCCAUGGUGUGGAAGAAGGCGACAAUGAUGUCUGGAAGGUGAAGAGGCAAGAGUGGGCAGACGCAAUGUGGGAAGCCAGAUGCAACACCACCAUCUGAGAAGAAGUGAAGAAGAAGAAGAACCCCUAUGAUCCCCUGUUUCUC
Molecule: messenger RNA, 1116 nt
Organism: Lolium perenne
Lineage: Eukaryota; Viridiplantae; Streptophyta; Magnoliopsida; Poales; Poaceae
Source: RefSeq, a predicted model, not a curated record